This is a messenger RNA of Parasteatoda tepidariorum (common house spider), 1191 nucleotides long. RefSeq lists its product as uncharacterized. The record is from RefSeq and is a predicted model, not a curated record. NCBI's taxonomy places the organism in Eukaryota, Metazoa, Arthropoda, Arachnida, Araneae, Theridiidae.
GAAAAUAUAUUCCUUUUUAUAAUUUUAGUGGUGAAGAGAACAUGAUGGAGAUGAAAGUUGAGGUGCAAACCUCUGAUGAGGUUGAGGAUGGUGAGGUUGAAGAUUAUGAGAUUGAGGAUAAUGAGGUUGAGGAUGAUAGAGAUGAGGAGUUCAUUAGAGAUAUCUUUACUUACCCAACUUAUUUAUUCACGGAGGAAAAUAUUGCAAAAUUAUAUAAGUUGGAUGUAAUACAUGAUAAGGACUCCAUCGAAUAUGGCAUUGAGGACGAGAGAUUGAAAAGUCGUGAUUGUCCCUUAAGAGAGGAAAGAGAUUUUUGGGAACGAAGUGAUAUUGAACUAACAAUCAAUGAACAAUCUGAACAAGAAGAGCAGGGAUGCUUCUGUUUCUUCUCUCGAAUGUUCAGGAGAUUGUUCAAAAGGAAAUAAAUCACGACUGGUCUAGAAGUAAAUCACGACUAUAACACCUAAAGAGUUGUAAAUCUUUCUUCCUCUAGAACAUGACUUUCAAACAUAACACAACUGUGACUCUUUAACAACUGUGAAUUAUUUUUCCCAAACUCGUCUUUCAAGUAAUUACAUUAUUGUGACUCUUUAACAUCUGCAAAUUAUUUAUCAAGAGUUUGACGUUCAAAUAAUUACACUGAUGUGACGUUUCCACAUCUGUAAAUAUUUUUCAUCAAGAAUUUAACUUUCUAAUAACCAUAUGCUGUGACGCUUUAACAACUGCGAACUGUUUAUCAAGAAUUGGGCAUUCAAAUAAUUAAAUUGCUGUAACUCUUUGAUAACUAUGAACUAUGUAUCUAGAAUUUGAAGUCCGAAUAUCUAUAUUGAUGUGAAUCUUCAAAAUCUGUAAAUUAUUUUUCAAGAGUUUGGCAAUCAAGGAAAUAUAUUGCUGUUACCUGUCGACAACUGUAAACAGUUUCUCAAGAAUUGAAUAUUCAAAUAACUAUAUUACUGGGUGACGCUUUAACAACUGAAAACUGUUCAUCAAGAAUUUGACAUUCGAAUAAUCAUAUUACUGUAACUCCUCAACAUCGGCAAUUUAUUUAUCAAGAAUGUGACAUUCAAAUAACUAAUUUGCUGUGACACAUUAAAAACUGCAAACUGAUGAUCAAGACUUUGACAUUUGAAUAAUUAUAUUACUGUGACUUUUCAAUAUCUGAAAAUUGUUAAUCAAAAAUUUGAUAUUUAA